CCCCUGUUAGUGCCGCCUAUUGGCUACCUGAUACAGCGUUAUUACACUCGUGACAUGCCAUGUUGUCAUAUCCAUGCCGUGCGUUUCCAAGUGUUUUCACAAGCCGGUUGUGACCGUAGCUAACGAGCUAGCAUUACUGUGGAGACGGCCGAGUUGCGGUAACCUAGCAGCUAGCUGCAAUGACAUGCCUGCGCUUUAUUCCUGGGGGGGUCCGUCAUUGCUUCUCUAACGCUGCGUUCGCCCUCUCGAACGAGACGGGGCUUGUCCGGUAAGUGGAGCGAUGGGACGGGAGCGGUUCAGCUCGUUCAUCUGGUUGACUCACCGCGGCAGUCCCUGUUCCGACCUGCUUUUCAGCGGCACGUUCUAUUCUGCCAGUCAGUUACACUCGUGACGGUUGCGGAUGCAUCUCCUCUCGUGGAUCCAAAUGGGCCUCCGAACACACUGGGCACGGCUGGCCAUGCACGCUGGCUGGAGAUGAGAAUGAAACCCAGUCGCCAAGUCUUCCUGGGCCUAUGCUCCAUGCUGGCCCUGGGAUUCCUCUACUACUCUGGGAGGAUCAGCUUACGAGGCUGGUCCGGCGAUUCAUUGUAUGACCAUCAAGGAUUCCUUCUGAAGCCGGAUGGCGCUACUCUGCCGUUGGAGCUGGUGUACAAGUACGGCAAUCUAAGCGAGGGAGCCUGUAAGCCUGGUUUUGCCGCUGCCAAGAUGACUGCCAUUUAUCCAAAGUUCAUCAAACUGGCUCCCAUGUUCCUUGACCAAAACUACAAAAAAUUCUCCAAGAUCAGGGAUUAUUUCCCUCCGUUUGGUGUCAAAUCACAAGAGAGGAUCAUAGAUAUUCUCCUGGCUGCCACUAAGAGAUACGGCGUUGGGGAAGAAGUUGACAGCAUGAACUGUAAGACGUGCAUCGUUGUGGGCAACGGAGGAAUCCUGGCUAACAGGUCUCUGGGACAGAGGAUCGAUGACUUCGAUGUGGUGGUCAGGUUGAACGAGGCCCCGGUGAGAGGCUUUGAGAGAGACGUCGGCUCCAAGACCACUAUGAGGAUCACCUAUCCCGAGGGGGCCAUCCAAAAGACAGAGCGCUACGAGGCUCGCUCCCUGUUUGUCCUUUCAGCAUUUAAAGCUCUGGAUUUCAAGUGGCUCCGACACAUGGUCUUCAACCAGAGGCUGCACAGCACCGAUGGCUUCUGGAAGUCCGUGGCCAGGCACGUUCCAAGGGACCCUGGCGACAUGCGCAUCCUGAACCCCUAUUUCAUCCAGGAGGCCUCCUUCAAGCUCAUUGGCUUGCCUCACAACCGCGGACAGAUGGGCAGAGGGAAUAUACCGACCCUUGGGGCAGUCGCCAUAACAAUGGCCCUCCAUAACUGUGAUGAAGUAGCAGUGGCUGGAUUCGGCUACAACAUGAGCACCCCCAAUGCUCCACUGCACUAUUAUGAAAAGAUCAGGAUGGCGGCCAUCAAAGAGUCCUGGACUCACAACAUAUCGAGAGAGAAGGAGUUCCUGCUCAAGCUGGUGAAGGCUGGAGUCAUCCAGGACUUGACCAACGGGCUCUGCGGUGCAGGAUGCUGAUGUUGCGCACUCACCAUCACGAUGGAUGGACGGAUGGAUGGACACAUCACUGUGCUCACCUUCCACCUGCUCCAGCGCCUAAGGAGUGAAACUCUGCGUAGGCCUCGUUCCAGCAGCGAGCAGCAGCUGUCCCACAGUGCAGAGGCACUGUUUGUAUGAGGCUCAGUGCCAGAACACACAGUGUUGGGUAUUGACAUAUUGCCAGCAAUGGGCGUCUGUAUUUAUCUUGUUCUACUGGCUGGUCAAUGUACAUUUACAUGGCUUUUGGUGCCCUGGCUCAAAGGGGUACGUCCUCAGUGAUGGGGAUCAAACCAGGAAAUGGACCAGGCUGCCCUCCUCAUAGAGCUUCUCCCGGCUGAGUGAGGGGGUGGGUGAGAUGUUGGGUUUAAGUAUUGAGCCUGUGCCAAGAAUACCUCUACAAGUGUCCUUCUACCCAAGUAUCUGAAUGUAACCUGCAUCAAACAUAUAGUUUUUUUUUUAAUGUCUUCCAGUUGCUGCGUGACUCAGCCGUCCUAGUCCAGACGUCCGUGGGUGCACACACUCUGUAUCAUAGCAAUUACAAAUGACACCAACAUUGGCUAAAGUACUCCCUCCUAAAUAAUAAUAAUGAUAAAAUAAUAAUGACACUCAAGUACAAAGUCUGGUUUACCACUCUGGAAUACUAGACAGAUCGCACCGUCUUUGUCCAGCAUUAUUGUCCAAUCAGUCUCCUUGGGAAUGUACAUAUUUAUUGGCACUUAACUAAUGUUUAUGAUAUGAUGCGUGUAAUUCGCUACUGAUUGUGUCUUAACAUACACUGUUGUUCAAAAGUGUGAAAUCAGCUGUUCAAUCACAGAGAAGUGCAGUAUAAUAAAGCAUGACCCUCAUCAUUAUUGACACACAAGAGUGCAGGGGCUCCUGAUUUUGGGUGGAAUUGAGUGUCCCCUGAGCCAUCUAAGUGCAUCUUAUCAAGAUUUUGUGGGUGCAGAUUCCAAAUGUUUGAACAGUAGAAACAUUUUCUGUCACCAAUCAUACAGACUGUAAUUUUUUUUUUCAGUUUCACGUAAAACACAAACAAUAUUAAAAUGUUUGAUAAAUAGUCAUUGAAUAUGUAAAGAACAUGAACUGUAAAGGAGGCACGAAGUAGUUCCGGUGCGACUAGACGAUGGCUGCCUCCAGCAGACAUGACAAGGAGUAGAACAUCAGUUUAUUUAUGAAUGAACUGCAUCUUGAGUUCCACUGUGUCGGCUAGACAAAUGAUAAAGUAUUAUAGAAUACAUGCUGUGGGUCACACUAUUUCACGAGUAUAUCUUAUAAUAGUGAAUCACAACUGUUUCUAUCAGCCUCUCAGACACUCACAAUCAUUUGCUUGCAUGACUGAUGUGUAAAUCUUCUUAAAAAUUCUUCAACACUUGCAUAAAAUGUAUCUUCAGCUAGUGGCAUAUCAACGAGCGCUUUAGGUCAAGCCGUGUUGUGAAAAGUUUGAAGUGGCCCCCAAACAUGAAGUUGGUUUUAAAUACAAGUGACUAAUGUGUGAUGUGGUCAUCAACAGAACAUAUCUGUACAAGUCUGAUUUGAUAUGAAACCCUUAGGAUCUGUUGGAACUGAAUUUAUAUAGUGCUUUUCUACUAUUUUUACCCCCAUUGCCCUCUCCUGGUACCUCUGGGACAGACUAUAUCUCAACCAACAACUGCAGAUCAACAAAGUUCUGGUCACCGAUGGUGUCCCCCAGGGUUUGGUGCUCGGUCCCCUUGUAUUGUAUUGUACUCUGACAGCCCUUUCCCUCCUGGUGCCUCAGGUCUGUUGAUUUCUUCCUCCUUUGGGGAAUAUGAUCACCAAAUCACAUUGAAAAUAGCCCCACAUUGACAACAAUUAAAAGGCCUUCAAAACACACCUCUUCAGAUCUCAGGCCCCCACCCUCAUAUUUUUUAUUUUGUCAGUUGAUACCAUUUUAUGCUAUAUAUUUACUUUAAAGUUUUUUCCUCUUUUCCUUAUAUAAUGUGUCUUUUAAACGUUUGAAAAGCGCUAUUUAAACCUGAUUUAUUUUUAUUAUUACUACAGAAGCAGCAUUUAUGUGAUGUGGGCUGCAGGGGACACUGAACUGAAUGACCAUUUCCCCUCGAUGUGACUUCAGAGCGUUGGGCAGAGUUCUACUGAUGCUGGCUUCAAACUCACUGUGAUCUUACUCUCUUCUCAUCAUUGUCCAAAGUAAUAGCAGAGCCCCGAAAUGCAGGGGCCCUGCUAUGGGCUGCUAUCUCAGGCUCCCAACCAUCGUCAUAAUCAGUGCUACUACCACAGACAUGAAUUGAGCUUUAUGAAUCUCUAUAUAUACUAUAGUCAACUGAAUUGUGAAAUUUGUUUGUUUUGCGUAAUACACUCUAGCAGUUGUUUGUGCUCACCUUGUUUGUGGACUUCACGCUGGUCAGAACUCCAAGCCAAAGUAUUCGUAUAUUUAUUAUAGGCUGUGCAAAAGAACAUGUUAAAGAAUAAAGAUUUAAGUGAU
This is a messenger RNA of Pungitius pungitius (ninespine stickleback), 4048 nucleotides long. It is a transcript of the gene st3gal3a, whose product is annotated as ST3 beta-galactoside alpha-2,3-sialyltransferase 3a. Gene Ontology annotation, molecular function: sialyltransferase activity. Bases 475 to 1566 code for a protein of 363 amino acids. The transcript has 11 exons. NCBI's taxonomy places the organism in Eukaryota, Metazoa, Chordata, Actinopteri, Perciformes, Gasterosteidae. The record is from RefSeq and is a predicted model, not a curated record.